AUGGACCCGGGAUCCUGCCUGGGAAUGUCCCGGCGGCCUCGGGUGUCUCCCACCAGCGACCCGCCGGACCCCGACAUGGGAAAUGUCCCAGCGGCUCCGACGCACGUCUUCUCUGGAUGUUGGGAUGAGUCGGUGGAACCCCCCGUGCCCAAACCGCACGCCCUAAAAGGGGCACCGUCUCCGGACACAGGGAAACCAACCCAUCCCUCCAUCCUGCCCCUUCCCGUGUCUUCCGGGCAACCACCCAUGGAACAUGGGUCGGGGCACCCCUGGCGACGGCCUGGUGCCCUUCCGGUUGACUACCUUCCGGACACCAGGCUUCUGUCUCCGGGAGGUGGGGGGGUCGUCUCGUACGACCCCCCCCCGAGGCCACCCGCGCCCCUCUGGUCAGUGACCCUCGGGACAGCGGGCAACCACCUCCCUAGGCCCUAA
Molecule: messenger RNA, 432 nt
Organism: Vollenhovia emeryi
Lineage: Eukaryota; Metazoa; Arthropoda; Insecta; Hymenoptera; Formicidae
Product: extensin-like
Exons: 1
Coding region: 1-432 (143 amino acids)
Source: RefSeq, a predicted model, not a curated record